ACUCACGACCAUCCCAUUGCACUUCGUUUCCAUCCCCAAAUCCAUCUCCACCCACUCCACCGACACCAUCAAAAUGGUUGCCAUCGCUCGCACCCUCGGCGCCGCCCGCGCGGUCGCCCGCUCCGGCAUGCCUGCCUCUCGUUUCGUCUCCACACAGGCUCCCCGCAACGCCCUCGUCCAGAACGGUGCCUUCCGCAAGGCCUUCAAGCCCGCCAACAUGGUCCAGUCCCGCGGCAUCGUUGCUGAGUCGACCGCCGCCGCCAUGGUCGCUGCCGCUAAGAUUCAGGGUGCCGGUAUUGCCACUGUCGGUCUUGCUGGUGCCGGUGUCGGUAUCGGAACGGUUUUCGGUGGUCUCAUUCAGGGUGUCGCCCGCAACCCCUCCCUCAGGGGCCAGCUCUUCCAGUAUGCCGUUCUGGGUUUCGCCUUCGCUGAGGCUACUGGUCUUUUCGCCCUCAUGAUGUCCUUCUUGCUCCUCUACGUUGCAUAGAGUGGUGCGCUGCUUUGGCACUCUGUCAUCGGGUCUUCGGGUCGGUCACAAGGGUGGAAAAUUCUGCGGAUGGGUGUGUGCAUACAAGACAACCAUUUCCUUAGUCUAGUGGCCGGUCAGAUUGUAAAACAUGUACUUUAGAUCAACAAUCUGAGGAGCAAGCUGCCGCUUCACUGCUCUUAAUCAAU
Molecule: messenger RNA, 675 nt
Organism: Westerdykella ornata
Lineage: Eukaryota; Fungi; Ascomycota; Dothideomycetes; Pleosporales; Sporormiaceae
Exons: 2
Coding region: 74-487 (137 amino acids)
Biological process (GO): proton motive force-driven ATP synthesis; proton transmembrane transport
Molecular function (GO): proton transmembrane transporter activity
Source: RefSeq, a predicted model, not a curated record